AUGGAAGUGGACAAACAGACAUUCAUCCCAGGCAGAACGAAGCUGGCCCCCGGGGAGACUCUAUCACCCGACCCAUCAACUUACGAUAUGCUUCAUACUCUCAGCACACCCUGGCCGUGUCUAUCAUUCGACAUUGUCAGAGAUAGCUUGGGUGAUAAUCGAAAAUUAUACCCUGCCACCGUGUAUGCAGUUGCUGGUACACAAGCAGACUCGAGAAGGGCGAAGGAAAACGAGCUUAUGGUACUCAAAUUAAGCGGGCUAAGUAGAAUGGAACGCGAACGUAACGAGGACUCAGAUGACGAAUCCGACUCGGACGAUGAUUCCUCUUCAGAUCCUAUACUCGAGUCGAAGUCGAUACCUCUCAAUUUCACAACUAACCGGAUUCGGUCACACCAGACACCACAUGCCUCCGGAGACCCCACAAAGCCUCCUCAGACCCUUGCAGCAUGCAUGUUAGAGAAUACACAGAUUGUUAUCCAUGAUGUGUCGCAGCAUCUAGCCAGUUUUGACAAUCCAGGCUUGAUAAUUCCUCCAUCGGCAGCCAAACCACUGUCCACGCUACGGAUGCAUAAAUCGGAAGGAUAUGCACUCGAUUGGUCCCCUCUUUACCCUCUAGGGAAGCUUCUUACAGGUGACAAUGAUGGUCUGAUAUACGUCACCACUCGGUCUGAGGGUGGUGGGUGGGUUACUGACUCCCGGCCAUUUGUCGGACAUUCAUCAUCCGUCGAAGAAAUUCAAUGGUCACCCAACGAGAAGAAUGUGUUUGCAUCUGCCAGCAGCGAUGGAACUGUGAAAGUGUGGGAUGUCCGGUCUAAAUCUCGGAAGCCAGCAGUUGACGUGAAGAUCUCAAAUACAGACAUUAAUGUGAUGAGUUGGUCUAAGCAGACUUUCCAUCUCCUCGCUACGGGUGCCGAUGAUGGCCAGUGGGGUGUUUGGGAUUUGAGGCAGUGGAAACCUGAACCUUCGAAUAGCGGUUCUUCUCAGAUUAAGGCAGAGGCUGUCGCUUCAUUCGAUUUCCAUACGGAGCCAAUCACCAGUAUUGAAUGGCAUCCAACGGACGACAGCGUUGUCGCUGUGAGCUCCGCGGACAACACCCUUACGCUGUGGGAUCUUGCAGUUGAGCUGGACGAUGAGGAGUCACGAGAGGAAGCUGGCUUAGCUGAUGUUCCAUCUCAACUACUGUUCGUACAUUAUAUGGAGUUAGUGAAGGAGUUGCAUUGGCAGGAGCAGAUGCCGGGUACAAUCAUGGCUACUGGAGGUAAUGGUUUUGGUGUCUUUAAAACUAUCAGCGUUUAG
Trichophyton rubrum CBS 118892 is the source of this 1296-nucleotide messenger RNA. RefSeq lists its product as uncharacterized. Gene Ontology annotation, molecular function: protein binding. The record is from RefSeq and is a predicted model, not a curated record. The coding region runs from base 1 to 1296 and encodes 431 amino acids. NCBI's taxonomy places the organism in Eukaryota, Fungi, Ascomycota, Eurotiomycetes, Onygenales, Arthrodermataceae. The transcript has 2 exons.